Molecule: messenger RNA, 1758 nt
Organism: Rhizopus microsporus ATCC 52813
Lineage: Eukaryota; Fungi; Mucoromycota; Mucoromycetes; Mucorales; Rhizopodaceae
Product: DUF726-domain-containing protein
Exons: 4
Coding region: 1-1758 (585 amino acids)
Source: RefSeq, a predicted model, not a curated record
AUGAACCAAACCAACGCCGGCACGAUACAUGAGACAAAGGAUGUAUUCACAGAAACUCAAAAGAUAGCCUAUAUCGGACUUUGUUAUCUGACCAGCUUAGAGGUCGUUCAUGAUUAUCAAGGCAAAGAAUUUGCAAUGGCAAGAAUGAGUGCAGAUAAUUGGCAAAGAAAACUCAUGCGGAUGCUUUACGCACAUAUGGAUAUUUCUGGCGAAGAAAUCAAGAUGAUUGAAUCAUUAUCCAAACAUAGCAUCUUACCCACCGACCUCGUUCAUCAAUUCACAUCUCAGGGCGACACGGCAGAAGUCAAAUUGGAUGAUUUCGUCAAGAGUAAUAAUGUAAUCGAUGACGAUAAGGUCAUCAUUGAUCUACGCUGGACAGUAAUGUGCGAUUUGUUUUUAAUCUGCCUUAGUAACGAAAACUAUGAUGCUCGUUCAAGGGUGUUUGUAGCUCGCAUCGCUUCUUACCUGUCUCUCGACUGGUUUCAAGUCAUUGGAUUUGAAAAAAGAAUCGCUGAACAUCUUUUGCAGGACGUCUCUUGGGAGACAGAGACGGUCAACAGCGGAGACGGGUCGAUCAAGAGUGAUGCCGAGCGUUAUGGCAGAAACAAGCAACGCAAGAAGAGACGCUAUGUCAUGGUAGGCCUAGCAACCAUUGGUGGUGGCCUUAUCUUGGGCCUUAGUGCAGGUCUGAUGGCCCCUGUCAUCGCUGGUGGAUUAGGCGUCAUCUUAUCUACCGUGGGCGUCACAGGCACAGCAAGUUUUCUUGGUGGUACAGCAGGUAUUGCUCUCAUCACUGGUGGCGCCACUGUGGCCGGCGGUCGUCUUGGUGGCAGAAGUAUGAGCAGACGUAUGAAGUCCAUCAAUACCUUUGAUUUCCUUCCGAUACAUUCUGAAGACAAUGUCAGUUGUAUAGUUACCAUUAAUGGUUGGUUAUCAAAUAAGGAAAAAGAAGAAGCGUCUUUGCCCUUUAGUACCCUUGACGCCAUCAUGGGCGACCACUACACACUUUAUUGGGAGCCCGAAAUGCUAGAGGAACUAGGUAGUGCAUUCAAGAUCCUUGCCACUGAGGCUGUCACGUUUUCCAUUCAACAAGCGCUGGCACACACCAUCAUGGGUGCUCUCCUAUCGGGGCUUGCUUGGCCAUUGGCAUUAACCAAGAUAGGCUAUAUGGUAGAUAACCCUUGGGCGAACGCGCUUGACCGAUCCAAGGUAGCUGGCCUAGUCCUUGCGGAUGUACUCAUGAACCGUAAUCUGGGGUCGCGGCCUAUUACACUUGUUGGAUAUUCACUUGGUGCACGUGUUAUAUUUUACUGUUUAUUAGAGCUAGCACGUAUGAAAGCAUAUGGUUUAGUCGAAAACGUCGUUCUCUUUGGCACACCCGUCAGUGCAUCCAAGGCACAGUGGAAGGAGUGCACCACAGUUGUAUCUGGUCGAUUUGUUAAUGGCUAUGCAACCAAUGACUGGUUGCUUGGCUUCCUCUUUCGAACGUCCACCGCUGGCUUAGGUAACAUUGCUGGUCUACGCCCACUUUCUCAUAUUGAAGGAAACCGCGUGCAAAAUCUGGAUUGCACAGACUUGGUUACAGGUCAUUUGAGCUACCGAACGAGCAUGCCUAAACUAUUGAAACGCGCUGGAUUCAUGGUAUCGUCAGAAGAAUUACCAAUUCCAAAGGAAAAGUCUACAGGGGGCAUCGUUAGCUUUAUAAAGCCCAAGAAAGGAAACUUGGAAGGGGAGAUACCUGAGGUAAGAGAGAAAUAA